AUGAAGUUGUUUGGUGCUCUCCUCGUCACGUCCGCUGCCGCCACCAAGCAGUCCGUGAGCACGCUCUCGGCUGACGCGCAAUCCGAGCUGCGCGCCGAGUUGAGCAAGUGGCGGGAAGAGUUUGGAUCUGCUGCUGCGGUGCAGGGCUUGUUGCCCCACGCCACCGAAAGCUCGAACCCGAUUCAGGCGGAAAACGACGCGCUCCAGCGGUUCUACGACAACAAGCUCGCGAUCGAAGAGGCCCGUCGCAACAACCCCGAAGCCACGUUCGACUACAACCACCCGUUUGCUCUCAUGACACAGGCCGAGUUCAAGAAGUUUGUGGAGGGUGUGUCGCUGGAGGAAAGCCGCAGUGCGUUCCGCUCGGUCCCCGAAGCCGAUUUGAACGUGAGUAGCGUCGCGGCGGCGUCGGUGGACUGGACCACAGGCAAGUGCGUCAACCCCGUGCGCAACCAAGGCCAGUGCGGAUCGUGCUGGGCCUUCUCGGCCGUGGGUGCCGCGGAACCGGCGCACUGCAUCGUGACGGGAGAGCUCCUGGACCUGUCCGAGCAGCAAGUGACGAGCUGCUCCACCGCGAGUGGCAGCGCGGGGUGCAACGGCGGGUGGCCGUACGCCGCCAUGACGUACGUGUCGACGACUGGACUCUGUUUGGAGAAGGACUACCCGUACACGUCUGGCAGCACGAGCCAAACCGGCACGUGCAACAGCAACUCGUGCACGACGAAGAAGCUCAGCAUCGGCGCGACUGUCCGCGUGAAGGGCGAGGCGGCGCUGGACGCGGCACUCAACACGCAGCCUCCGUCAGUGUUGGUCGAAGCGGGUAACUCCGUGUGGCAAAACUACCGCUCGGGUGUGAUCACGCAAUGCCCCGGGUCGUACUCGGAUCACGCCGUCGUCGCCGUGGGAUACGACGAUACGUCGUACAAGAUCCGCAACUCGUGGGGCACCAAUUGGGGCGAAGCCGGCCACAUCCGCCUCAAGCGCGGCGUGAGCGGCAAAGGCAUGUGCAACGUUGCCGAGGACGUCGUGUUCCCCAAGAUCGAAGGCAACACGCCUACGACGAAGCCAACCCCAACGACCAAGCCCACUCCUACGACCAAGCCCACUCCUACGACCAAGCCCACUCCUACGACCAAGCCCACCCCUACCACUGCUCAACCCGACCACCGACUACACCAAGGAAGCCUGUGA
Molecule: messenger RNA, 1191 nt
Organism: Aphanomyces invadans
Lineage: Eukaryota; Oomycota; Saprolegniomycetes; Saprolegniales; Verrucalvaceae
Exons: 2
Coding region: 1-1191 (396 amino acids)
Cellular component (GO): lysosome
Molecular function (GO): cysteine-type endopeptidase activity
Source: RefSeq, a predicted model, not a curated record